Messenger RNA from Ostreococcus lucimarinus CCE9901, 1830 nucleotides. RefSeq lists its product with no specific name. Lineage: Eukaryota; Viridiplantae; Chlorophyta; Mamiellophyceae; Mamiellales; Bathycoccaceae. Gene Ontology annotation, cellular component: Set1C/COMPASS complex. The coding region runs from base 1 to 1830 and encodes 609 amino acids. The transcript has a single exon. The record is from RefSeq and is a predicted model, not a curated record.
AUGGUUGGAUGUGAUGAUUGCGGUGACUGGUAUCACUUAAAAUGUAUCAAUGUGACGCCUACUAUGGCAAAGACGAUGCACAAUUACAUCUGUCCGCCAUGCAUCGCGAAGAGUGGCAAGGCGAGCGCACUCUCGUUGGAUACGUAUCGCUCGGUGCAUCGCACCAAUCGCCCAAACGUCAUGCUUUUGCGAGAACUCCUCGGUGAAGCGCAGCGAUUUCCUGGAGAAGUGCCAGAAGAAGCCGUGUUGAAUCAAGUCAUCAAUACUCACGACGCGUGGCGAUUGGAAGUACGAAAGACUUUGCAUAGAAAGAGUAUGAAGGAAGCACACGACAACGCCAUCAGUCAAGCUUCGAAGAUUGCCCAAGAAGCAGCGAUGAGAGAAUCUGAGGAACGCACACGACGAAUCGCCGAAGCGUCGCUCGCGGCGACUGCAGAGAACCCCAAUCCUCCAGCUUCUCUCACGCCAUUACAGCAAGUCAUGCUGAUGGGUCAAGCUGUCACGUUCGCCGCAACGCAGCGCACGCACGCGUUGAACAUUUCGCCGUGUUCGCAGGAGAUUUCAGAUGUCGUCACAAAGCAGCUCGGGCAACUUCAACAGCUCGCCAUGCAACUCGCGAUGUGCCAAGCUCAAAUUCACAUGGCUCCAGUUCGGUCUAGGCCCCACAUCCUCCACGUCUUGAUGAUGCAGCAACAGCAUCUAAAGAUGACAAACGAGCACGAGGAAGAGCUGGCAAAUGUUGGCGCUAGCAACUGGCUCAUGGAAGCGACUCUGCAACUAUCUGGAAUGUCUGGCAUGAUGCCGCCGCCGACGGCGCAAGACACCGGCAAAGAACCUUCAACAUCCACGGGUCAUGGUAGUCCAAGCGAUAUGUCUGCUCAGUUGAAGACGAACGAACCGAUGAUGGUUCCGCAGCAGUUCAUGUUGCAACCGGCCAUGCCAUCGCUUGUCGGCGACGCGUCUGGAAUGCCCAAGCAAGAGAUGGAUUACACGUAUGACAUUCCUCGAAAAGAUAAUGUCGAUCCAGCGCUGCAAGUGUACGCGGGCAUGAAGGGUGCUCUGGCGAUGGAGCUGGAACCUGUUGAGGAGACGCUCGCGUUGAUGCGCGAAGUGUGCGGUCCGGCGUGGAGAGAACAAGCCACGCGGCUCAUGACUGGUGCGCCGUUCCCGAGGUUGAUCAAGCUUCACGAGCUCAAGGAAUCUGCCAUGGCUGCUGGUCUUUGCCCUGGUGCCGGCAUUGAUCCUUUGGCCGAUCGCGCGCACGCGUUGGAGGUUGCUGGACAAAUCUGGCUCGAACGCGCCGCCGCCGUCGUGCAAGACAAAACGAUUCCUAUCGAGGCGGCGCAGUUGCUGCUUCAAGAGGGUCGAUCUUUGCCUUUAUACUUGAAGGAGGAGCUCGAGGAGUUGGGAGAGCGAUGCGAACUGUAUUGCGUUUGCCGAAGCGCGUACGACGCUCUCAGGCCGAUGAUUUGCUGCGAUCGAUGCGAUGGUUGGUUUCAUUACGAGUGCAUCGGCAUGCAGUCGCCGGCGCCGGGCGAGGAAGACGAAAACGCCGAAAACGUCAAGUUUGCCUGCCCAGAGUGCUGCGCGGCGCAAGGUAUUCCGUACGUUCCGUUCCGUCCAGCGCCGAAGGACACGGACAAAGCGCCGGAGCGAGCCGCGCCUCCGCCGGCUGAAGAAGCUCCGGAGCCGCCAAAGACGGAAGAAGAAGCGAAGCCGCCCGCUAAACCAGAACCGGAAGUCGCGGACAACAAGAAGAAACGAAAAACGGUGGAGCCGACUCCGCCUGCUAAUAAAAGUACCUCUAGUCGCAGCAGAAGACGAAAGUAG